UUCUCUAUCAAGAAUUGGUCUAUAAUUUCACAUGUUGUGCUUAAUGCAAACUGACUUUGUUAAGAGAUACCUUUCUUUCUAUACCUAGAUCUCUGUCACGCCUGACGAUCUUCAAUCCGGGUUGUAAAUGUCUCACGUGGGACAUCUGUGGGAGCGUUUGGUCCGUGCCGCACUUCGAAGGGAGAGGACUGGGACUGAUGCUUAUGGGCGGCCUACCGGUGGCAUUGCUGGAAAUGUCCCAUCUUCGCUUUCUAACAGUAGGGACAUAGAUCCCAUUUUAAGAGCAGCCGAUGAAAUUCAAGAUGAAGACCCAACCAUUUCUAGAAUUUUAUGUGAACAUGCUUAUACGCUGGCUCAGAAUCUGGAUCCCAACAGUGAAGGGAGGGGUGUGCUACAGUUCAAGACAGGUUUGAUGUCCAUAAUCAAGCAAAAACUAGCAAAGAAGGAGGGUGGAGUCACUGACAGAAGUCAAGACAUAAGUCGUUUACGAGAUUUCUAUAAGCUAUACAGAGAGAAGAAUAAUGUGGAUAAGCUACGGGAGGAGGAAAUGGAACUGAGGGAGUCAGGUGCUUUUAGUGGAAACUUUCGAGAGCUAGAACGAAAAACUCUGAAGAGGAAAAGGGUUUUUGCAACUCUUAAAGUUUUAGGAACUGUAUUGGAGCAGCUUACAAAGGAGCUUUCUCCGGAGGAAGCAGAAGGAUUGAUUCCUGAAGAGUUAAAACGGGUGAUUGAAUCUGAUGCAGCUAUGACAGAAGACCUGAUUGCUUAUAAUAUUAUACCUCUUGACGCUCCUGCUAUAACAAAUGCUAUUACUUCAUUCCCAGAGGUACGUGCUGCGAUAUCAUCAUUGAAGUACUAUAGAGGUCUGCCAAAGUUGCCAGCAAAUUUUCCAAUACCCGCUACCAGGAGUGCUGAUAUUCUCGACUUUCUGCACUAUGUUUUUGGAUUUCAGAAAGGUAAUGUUUCAAAUCAACGGGAGAAUAUUGUCAAUCUUCUCUCAAAUGAGCAAAGUCGACUUGGUAUCCCUGAUGACCAUGAACCGAAACUGGAUGAGACAGCUGUGGAGAGAGUAUUUUUGAAGUCCCUUGAUAACUAUAUCAAGUGGUGCACCUACUUGGAUAUCCCGCUAAUGUGGAGCAAUUUGGACCUCAGCAAGGAAAAGAAGAUACUUUUUAUCUCUUUGUACUUUUUGAUAUGGGGUGAAGCUGCCAACAUCCGAUACCUUCCAGAAUGCUUAUGCUACAUAUUUCAUCGUAUGGGAGAAGAAUUGGAUGAACUAUUGAGGCAGCAGCUUGCAAAGCCAGCUGACAGUUGUGUUACUGAGAAUGGUGUUUCAUUUCUUGAACAAGUCAUAUGCCCUCUUUAUGAUGUUAUUGCUGCGGAGGCUGCCAAUAACAAUGAUGGGAAGGAGCCUCAUUCCACGUGGAGAAAUUAUGACGAUUUCAAUGAGUACUUCUGGUCCCCUAGUUGCCUUAAACUUCUUUGGCCAUUCGAUAGGCAUUCGUCUUUCUUUUGGAAGCCAACACCAAGGACAAAGAAUAUUCUUAAAUCGAACGUCACUAAGCGUCGCGGGAAAACAUCUUUCGUUGAGCAUCGGACAUUUUUUCAUCUUUACCAUAGUUUCCAUCGCCUGUGGAUAUUUCUUUUCAUGAUGUUUCAGGCACUUACAAUAAUAGCAUUCAAUGAUGGAAAUCUCGACUCCAAGACGAUACGUGAAGUUCUUAGUCUAGGCCCAACAUUUUUUAUUAUGAAGCUUUUCCAAAGUGCGUUGGACAUUGUGGUGAUGUAUGGUGCCUAUUCUACAACAAGGCUCUUGGCUGUUUCGAGGAUUUUCGUUCGUUUCAUUUGGUUUAGCUUCGCGACCAUCUUCAUAUGCUUCCUUUACGUGAAAGGUCUCCAGGAGAAGACUAGUUCAAACUCGGAGUCGAUUAUUUUCAAAAUAUACAUAAUUGUUCUAGGCAUCUAUACUGGUAUUCAAUUCUUUUGGAGCUCGUUGUCACGGUUACCAUCAUGUCACCGUCUGUUCAACCAGUGUGAUGAUUGGUCCUUAGUUCGUUUAAUCAAGUGGAUGCAUCAGGAACAUUAUUAUGUUGGUCGUGGCAUGUACGAAGCUACAACUGAUUAUAUCAUGUAUAUGCUUUUCUGGCUUGUGGUAUUGGGGGGCAAGUUUUCGUUUGCCUAUUUUCUCCAGAUCAGGCCCUUAGUGAAACCAACAAGGGAUAUAAUUGAUAUUAAAGAUGUGCGCUAUUCUUGGCAUGAUUUUGUAUCAAAAAAUAAUCAUAAUGCCUUGACUGUUGCUAGCUUGUGGGCGCCAGUGUUUUGUAUCUAUCUUUUGGACAUCCACAUCUUUUACACUAUUAUAUCUGCUGUUGUGGGCUUCUUGCUUGGAGCUAGAGAUCGUCUCGGUGAGAUUAGGUCUUUGGGUGCCGUCCACAAACUCUUUGAGAAGUUUCCCGAAGCAUUUAUGGAUAAUCUCCACAUUCCUCUUGCUAACAGGGAUACCCUAAGGAUAACUGGCCAGGUUCUGCAGAAAAAUAAGUUUGAUGCUGCUCGAUUUUCACCCUUCUGGAAUGAGAUCGUGAAGAAUCUGCGAGAAGAAGAUUAUAUUACUAAUUUGGAAAUGGAAUUGCUUCUAAUGCCUACAAAUUCUGGGACUGUUCCUAUGGUUCAGUGGCCUCUUUUUCUCUUAGCCAGCAAGAUAUUCCUUGCCAAAGAUAUUGCCGGAGAGAGUGACUCACAAGAGGAGCUGUGGGAUAGGAUCUCAAGGGACGAUUACAUGAAAUAUGCAGUUGAGGAGUGUUUUUACACCAUCAAGCUAAUUUUGACGUCAAUUUUAGCCGAUGAUGACGGGAAGUUGUGGGUUGAAAGAAUAUAUGAAGACAUUCGAGGAAGUAUGGUGAAAAGGAGCAUCCACAUAGACUUUCAACUAAAAAAACUGGCACUUGUUAUUCAAAAAGUUACUGCACUUACGGGAAUUCUGAAAGAAGUUGGAACGCCUGAACUGGAGAGUGGUGCUGUUAAUGCUGCUCUCGAUCUUUAUGAUGUUAUCCAGCUUGAUUUUUUUAACGUCAACAUGAGAGAAAAUUAUGCUACUUGGAAUAUGUUGCUAAAAGCAAGGAAGGAAGGUCGCCUGUUUUCAAAGUUGAAGUGGCCUAGAGAUCCUGAGUUGAGGUCACAAAUUCGGAGGCUACACUCGCUUUUCACUAUCAAGGAUUCUGCGGUAAAUGUCCCGAAAAACCUAGAGGCUAGACGUAGGUUGCAAUUCUUCACAAAUUCACUUUUCAUGUCGAUGCCCAGAACCAAGCCUGUCCGUGAAAUGUUAUCUUUCAGUGUUUUCACGCCAUAUUAUUCAGAGACUGUUCUUUAUAGUAUGAAAGAGCUUCUUAAGAAAAAUGAGGACGGCAUUUCGAUCUUGUUUUACCUUCAGAAGAUCUAUCCAGAUGAAUGGAAAAACUUUCUUGCUCGGAUCGGCCGUGAUGAAAAUACGCACGAGGCAGAUCUUAUUGAUAAUGAUGAUGAGAACCUCGAACUUCGGUUUUGGGCAUCAUAUCGUGGACAAACAUUAGCGAGAACCGUGCGAGGAAUGAUGUACUACCGAAAGGCUCUAAUGCUUCAGGCUUAUUUGGAAAGAAUGACUGUUGGAGGUUUGAGUUUCCAGAAUAUUUGUAUUGUUGCUAUUUGUCAUUUUGGCUUCAAUUGCAUGAGUCAUGUUCUAAUAUUUUACAUGGCUAUGCUAGAUAUCGAAGCGGCUGUUCCCACUACUGAAGCAACUGAUAUUAAAGGAUUUGAGUUUUCUCCUGAAGCAAGAGCUCACGCAGACCUAAAAUUUACAUAUGUUGUCACUUGCCAAAUAUAUGGGAGACAGAAAGAAGAGCAAAAGCCCGAGGCUGCUGAUAUUGCAUUGUUAUUGCAAAGAAACGAAGCACUUCGAGUUGCUUUCAUUGAUGAGGUGGAGACCUUAACUGAUGGUAAAGUGCACAAAGAGUUCUACUCUAAACUUGUGAAGGGAGACAUCAAUGGGAAAGACAAGGAAGUCUAUUCUAUAAAAUUGCCUGGGAAUCCCAAACUUGGUGAGGGAAAACCUGAAAAUCAAAAUCAUGCGAUUGUCUUUACUCGUGGAAAUGCUGUGCAGACAAUUGAUAUGAAUCAGGAUAAUUAUUUUGAGGAAGCAUUAAAGAUGAGAAAUCUCCUUGAAGAAUUCCAUGCUUAUCAUGGUAUCCGUCCUGCUACCAUUCUUGGUGUAAGAGAGCAUGUAUUUACGGGAAGUGUCUCUUCGUUAGCAUCCUUUAUGUCCAAUCAAGAAACUAGUUUCGUAACUCUUGGGCAGCGUGUGCUUGCAAGUCCUCUAAAGGUUCGCAUGCAUUAUGGUCAUCCUGAUGUGUUUGAUAGAGUGUUCCAUAUAACCCGGGGUGGCAUCAGCAAAGCUUCUCGUGUGAUCAACAUUAGUGAAGAUAUUUAUGCAGGUUUCAAUUCAACUUUACGUCAAGGAAACAUCACUCAUCAUGAAUACAUCCAGGUUGGCAAGGGACGAGAUGUUGGGCUCAAUCAGAUUGCUCUGUUUGAAGGAAAAGUGGCCGGAGGGAAUGGUGAGCAGGUUCUUAGUAGGGAUAUAUACAGACUUGGGCAGCUGUUUGAUUUCUUCCGGAUGCUUUCAUUCUACUUUACCACCGUCGGAUACUACUUCUGUACUAUGUUAACUGUGAUUACAGUGUACAUAUUUCUCUACGGAAAAACAUAUUUGGCAUUGUCUGGAGUUGGUGAAGAUAUUCAAACUAGAGCUGAUGUGUUGCACAACACUGCUCUAAAUACAGCUUUAAAUACACAGUUUCUGUUUCAGAUUGGUGUAUUUACGGCUAUACCGAUGGUUUUGGGAUUCAUCUUAGAGCAGGGAUUUUUUAGGGCUGUUGUUAGUUUUAUCACCAUGCAGUUUCAGCUUUGUACCGUCUUCUUCACAUUUUCUUUGGGCACCAGAACACAUUACUUUGGCCGAACCAUUCUUCAUGGUGGUGCAAAGUAUCAUGCAACUGGUCGAGGCUUUGUUGUGCGCCACAUCAAAUUUUCCGAGAAUUACAGGCUUUAUUCACGCAGUCAUUUUGUCAAAGGAAUGGAAGUUGUUCUACUAUUAGUGGUGUUCGUUUCAUAUGGGUUCAAUGAAGCUGGUGCAGUGGGCUACAUUCUUCUUAGUGUUAGCAGUUGGUUCAUGGCAAUUUCAUGGCUUUUUGCUCCAUAUAUGUUCAAUCCAUCUGGUUUUGAGUGGCAGAAGACAGUAGAGGAUUUUCGAGAUUGGACAAAUUGGCUCUUUUAUAGGGGUGGAAUUGGUGUUAAAGGAGAAGAAAGCUGGGAAGCAUGGUGGGAUGAAGAACUGUCUCAUAUCCGAACACUUGGUGGAAGGGUUAUGGAAACCAUUUUGAGCCUGCGGUUUUUUAUUUUCCAAUAUGGUGUCAUUUACAAACUGGAUGUACAAGGAUCAAAAACGUCACUAUCGGUUUACGGAUUUUCAUGGCUGGUGCUCGUGGGGCUUAUUUUCCUUUUUAAGAUUUUUACGUUCAGCCAGAAAAUAUCGGUGAAUUUUCAACUGAUCUUGCGUUUUGUACAAGGCGUUGCCUUCAUGCUUGCACUUGCUGGUAUAGCGGUUGCUGUUGCCAUUACCGAUCUUACUAUUACUGACAUAUUUGCGUCCAUCUUAGCAUUCGUACCCACUGGUUGGGGAUUACUUUCGAUCUGUGUGGCAUGGAGACCGGUGUUGAAAAAGAUUGGAUUAUGGAAAUCAGUACGAUCUCUUGGUCGGUUAUAUGAUGCUGGGAUGGGAAUGCUUAUCUUUAUCCCCAUUGCCCUAUGUUCAUGGUUCCCUUUCAUCUCAACGUUCCAAACCCGACUAAUGUUUAACCAGGCGUUCAGCCGUGGUCUGGAAAUCUCGCUUAUCCUUGCCGGAAACAACCCAAAUUCUGGAUUAUAGUGAUUUUGUACAUUCAGAAUGAGUACGACGUGAAAACUUGCUUGUUAGAGAAGCUGAAUUUGCAGAUUCUUUGUGUUAUUGUUUGUUUGUAUGUAAAACUUUCACGGCUGUAAAUUUUGAGGACUCGAACACGGAAAGUGUGGUACUUUUAGGUACCACGAGUUUAUCUUGAUAUCAAACCAUGGAUUCGGUUUUAUGGGUGUUCUUAGAAUCUUUGAGUAAUAUUAAGUGAAGUUAUAUUCUUGUUUUCUU
Molecule: messenger RNA, 6208 nt
Organism: Cynara cardunculus var. scolymus (artichoke)
Lineage: Eukaryota; Viridiplantae; Streptophyta; Magnoliopsida; Asterales; Asteraceae
Product: callose synthase 9
Exons: 51
Coding region: 128-5956 (1942 amino acids)
Biological process (GO): (1->3)-beta-D-glucan biosynthetic process
Cellular component (GO): 1,3-beta-D-glucan synthase complex; plasma membrane
Molecular function (GO): 1,3-beta-D-glucan synthase activity
Source: RefSeq, a predicted model, not a curated record